Hyalella azteca is the source of this 2139-nucleotide messenger RNA. Its product is annotated as RNA-binding region-containing protein 3. Gene Ontology annotation, biological process: mRNA splicing, via spliceosome. The transcript is spliced from 7 exons. Gene Ontology annotation, molecular function: pre-mRNA intronic binding; U12 snRNA binding. Gene Ontology annotation, cellular component: U12-type spliceosomal complex. Lineage: Eukaryota; Metazoa; Arthropoda; Malacostraca; Amphipoda; Hyalellidae. The coding region runs from base 103 to 2073 and encodes 656 amino acids. The record is from RefSeq and is a predicted model, not a curated record.
UUGGUCACCUAGAGCCUUGAUUAAUUAGCAAACAGUUUGCCUUCCAACAAAAAUUGUUAGAUUAUUUAUUCUUUUCAAUAUUUUUUUUGGGUGAAAACAAAAAUGGGUAGCAAUUUGAAGUUUCUCUGUGUUUAUCCACUGCCAUCUGAAUUAAAUUUAGAUGAAAUAAUUGAAUUCUUACAAAAUUUUGGUGCAGUGAGUGUCCAUCAAUUGCAAAAAGGGAAAAGAAAUAACAGAUAUGUUGCUGGGUUUGAAAAUGAAGUUGAUCGAGACUUUGCCAGGUCUCGUCUUAAUCAGCUGAAAUUGCUUGGGGUGAAGAUGAGUGCUGUUGUUUGGCCCACUCCUCAAGCAGAUUCUAGUGAAGAAACACAAACAUGGUUGACUGGAACAAAGUCAAGCUUAUUGCAGCUCAGGAGUUUGGAUGCUGCAUUGCAGUCCAGUCACUUCAAUGAACUGCCACUACAACCUCCCUUCCUACAAUACAGCUAUCCUGCCCCCACUGCUGCUGUGCUGAGCAAUAUUGUCCGCACCAUGCUGGCUGUACCUGCGCUCUACACUCAGGUGUGUCAUCUGAUGAACAAGAUGAACCUGCCUCCUCCAUUCGAGGAUGCAGUUCAAGGCUCCACAUCCUCGCCUCCUGAAAAGAAAGGGGCUGCAAGUUCUGGUCAUACCGAGACGUCUGCCGUAACCUGCACACUCGCCCCUGAAGGUUUCACGCCACAAAAGCGACAGAAGCUUCAGGAUACUCAACAAGCUCUACACUCAGAACUAGAACGAAUAGAUGAAGGUGCUCCGGUGUGCAUUUUAUGCCGGAAGGCCUUUACCAGUAAUCUGAAAAUUGAUCAUGAUUCAAUGUUGCGGGAAAGACGCAGCGGAUCUUCGGAGUCUGAGCUGGAAUCUGAUCUAGACGAGACAGACUCUUCAGCGUUGAGUCACAAGGAGGAUAUAAUCAAAGCCAUCAAACGACCCCGACGUUCGCUCGAGGCCCUUGUCAACCCGGGGAAGAAAGCACGGCUUCAACUUGUAUCUCAUAAGAUGGAGUCGUCAAAAAAAGCUCCUGGGUCUCGGGAAGUGUUAGCCAAGAAACAUCAACCCAAAGCAUUUGGUGGUGCGACGGGUGUGGAUUCAACUCGUAAACUCAAGCUCAAGCUUCCGAGUAGCUUGCCAACUCAUUUGAAAUCUGUCCACGCAGCUCCAUCGUCUGCCAACCUCUCCACUGGGUCGUCUGCCAACCUCUCCACUGGGUCGUCUGCCGACCAGUCCACUCUUGUAUCUACUGGUUCCUUCACUGGCGCGUCCGCAGAACCGUCUUCUGAACACUCUACUAAAUUAUCCACUGGAAUGUUUGCUGACCUGCCUUUUGGCCUAUCUUCUAGCUCUUCAGCUGUUGUUUCAGCUAACUCAUCCAACGAAGUUAGCUCUGACCUCUCUGCUAGUUCAUCCACUGUUCUUUCCACCGCCUCAUCCAUUCACCUUUCUACCGCCCCAUCCACUGACCUUCCCACUGCACUAUGCAUUGACAUAUCCACCGCACCAUCUGCUGAAAAUUUUAGUAUUUCAUCUACUGACUUCUCGACUGGCCCGCCGACAGACUCCGACAUUACCCUCUCCACCGACCGGUCUAGUAACUCCACUAUCGGUCAGGAAUUAUUCAGCAAUGAGAACAGAAUGGAUUCUAGUGCAUCGGAGAAUACUGCUGUUCCAGAGCCGGCAUUCUCAAUGCAAGAACUGCAGAGCAAUCGCAUCAAGGAAUCGGAGUUCGCCGUAGUGCCUGCACUGGCCCGCUAUGCGCCCGGCGUGCCGUCCUCCAGACUGUACAUCAAGAACUUGGCACGGCGCGUGACGGCAGCCGCGCUGCAUCGCGUCUACGAUGGUUUCGUCAGCCCCGAGCAUGCGGCCGACCCUGCCAUGUACCACAUCCGCGUGCUGCAGGAGGGGCGCAUGAAGGGGCAGGCGUUCGUGACGUUGCCGUCGGUCGCCGUCGCUGAGCGCGCGCUGCGCCUCACCAACGGCUUCAUCCUCUGCGACAAACCCAUGGUCGUGUGCUUCGCCAGGACCCAAGCCGCGGCCUAGCAUGCAGCAUAAGAGGACAGGCGCGGGUCAUUCACGUGACCCAUCCCAGGACCCAAGCCGCGGCCU